AUGCAGGCCCUCUACCCCGCCUACAUCGAUCGCUACUACACCAGCGCCCCGCCGGCACCCCCGCCCCGGCAGCCCGCCGCCGCCGCGCCUGGCACAGCCCCGGAUAACAACUGGUCCUGGGCGGGGCUGGAGGCGGCGUGCGCGCAGAACGCGCUGUUCGAGCGCUUCGUGUCGCCCUCGUUCCACGUGCGGGCGUUUGCACCCACCGCGAUCCUCUUCAAUGUCGACAGCGGAACAGAGGGCCGGGUGGCGAUGCUGGAUGUCAUUGAUCACGGCACUGCAAUUUGGGGCGCGUGGCUGGCAGCCGAUCGCGCCGCAAGCAUCGAGGCGCUCUCACAUGUCGAGCAGCCCGUCGCAGCCACGGCUGGUGCCGGCGGGCAUGGCGCUGCAGCCACCAGUGCAGACCAUGCGGCGAGGGCUGCGGGCGCCGCGGCGUCUGCGGCGCUGGGCGGGUGGCUGCUGGAGGGGGCGCCGGCCGAGGCUGGCGGCCUUGGGGUGGCGCUGCUGGCGGAGUCGCCGGCGCUCGACGCCGCGUGGCGGCGCUUCCCGCGGCGCGAGCCGGCGGCGGCGGCGCUGGGGGCGGCGUUUGGGCAGGAGGUGAUGGAAGCGUGGUGGGCGUCGGUGGACGGAAGUGCCCGUGUGGCUGAUGUUGGUGCCUAG
Messenger RNA from Monoraphidium neglectum, 660 nucleotides. RefSeq lists its product as hypothetical. The record is from RefSeq and is a predicted model, not a curated record. Lineage: Eukaryota; Viridiplantae; Chlorophyta; Chlorophyceae; Sphaeropleales; Selenastraceae. The coding region runs from base 1 to 660 and encodes 219 amino acids. The transcript has 2 exons.